Molecule: messenger RNA, 3699 nt
Organism: Engraulis encrasicolus (European anchovy)
Lineage: Eukaryota; Metazoa; Chordata; Actinopteri; Clupeiformes; Engraulidae
Product: transcriptional regulator QRICH1-like
Exons: 14
Coding region: 848-3220 (790 amino acids)
Source: RefSeq, a predicted model, not a curated record
CUGCUAGGUUUUUCAGUAGUAUUGUCGGUCCCCCUUAACUGCCCUGCUUGGCCGUGUGUUGGUAAAGAAACUGGGAGGCUCUUCAAACGCACAUGGUUGAUGUAUUUAAGGCGGAACGGCCCGGUCUUUUUCCUUAAAGGCACACGAGCACGGAAUUAUUUAGACAUUGUUUUGCUCUCGGAAAGGCUGCUACUUCUGUUGACAAGCGAAAGGUGACUAAAGGGAUAUAUUGAAGCCUCUAACAUUAACCAGUAUUUUGAUCAAUGUAACUAUUGCCUCAACCAUAAUCCAUAUCCAGACCAAAACAUCUCGCAUAGUGUGACCUGUAGUGUUGAUCCAUUCGUGUUCCUUAACGUGCUGUCAAUGCGCGCCUUAAUGAAUAUUUGGUAUGUCUUAACUGCAAACCUGAGAUCGCAAUUAUUGUUUUCCAAUUCGAUUCUUAGAAAAUACACAUGGGGAAUUUGGAUAUUCUGCUUUAAUGCAUUGAAGAAACACAGGAGAUCUGAGUCUCGCGAUACAAGGUAAUUGACUGGAAGCAACUGGAUUGGUCAGAAGAUGCUUGUUGUAAGAUGGCGCCCAGAGAGGUGUGUGUGUAAGAAAGAAGAAAAAAAAUGCUAUUUAAUUAUUAUAUUUGGAAUUACUGCAAUCGACACCAUCUAAGAACAUUGCAGCAAUAGCAUCUUUCAUUCAUCUGCACUCGAUCUGACAAGAGCCGUGGCGCGCGUUGUUGAGACAUAAGAACAACAAACAAAAAGGUUCGGCCUGGGGAAAGUUCUGUUCUGCAGAGUCGGGGAGGGAGCCAGGGAGUGAGGAGGAGGAGGAGUGAGGAGGAGGAGGAGGCGGCCUCAUGAACAAUUCCAUGGAGGGCUCGGUGUCCUUCGAGGAGCUGGUCCGCGUGAAGGCUCGCAGCGUGCCCCAGCACCGCAUGAAGGAGUUCCUGGAGUCACUGGCCAACAAGGGCCCCGAGGCACUGCAAGACUUCAGCCAGCAGGGCGGCGGCGUCAGCGCUGCUGCAGCAGUGGACAGCAGCACCAUGGUCUACCAGCAGGCCACCAACUGCAUAUACACCGACAGCACAGAAGUGGCCGGCUCUCUUUUGGAACUGGCCUGCCCGGUCCAGAUCCAGGGUCAGCAGCAUGCGGGCCAGGUGCUGCAGGUUCCCUCCCCAUCUCACCACCACCACCACCACCAGCAUCAACAGCAGCAGCAGCAUCUACAGGCAGUUUCCACGGCAACACAGCUCAUUCAGCACGAGCUCACAGAAGAGCAGCAUCAACAGCUUCAGGCCCAGUUGGUAGCUGCGGUGGCGGGAGGCCAGCCGAUCCACAUCCAGACGUUAGGAGCCCUGCCUGACCACCAGACCCAGACGCAGGGCUCCCCUCGGGGGGGCAUCGAGCACAGAGGCCUGAGCGCCCCCACCAGCACACACACGUCCAGUCAGGUCCUUCAGCCAGCCAAGAAGCGUAAGGUGGACAUGCCCAUCACUGUGUCGUACGCGUUGCCUGGUCAGCAGCUGGCCACGGUGCUGGCCAUUCCCCAGGGCCAGCAGCAGAGCUACGUGUCCCUCAGGCCGGACCUGCUCACCGUGGACAGCACACACCUGUACAGCGCCACCGGCACCAUCACCGGCCCCACAGGCGAGACGUGGACCAUCCCGGUGUACUCGGCCCCGGGUCAGCAGCAGGGCGGCAUCACGCACAUCACCAUCCCCCAGGACGCCUACGGCACCGCCCUCCAGGUCGCCGCCGGCGACAAGGACAAGCACCUCAAGAUGGCCAACGUCGCCCCGACGAGCAUGUCGGCGAACAUGGUGGGCGGGCAGGAGGAGGCGGCGGCCGUGCAGACGCUGGCCAACUCGCUGUUCCCCGCACAGUUCAUGAACGGCAACAUCCACAUUCCGGUGGCGGUGCAGACGGUGACGGGAGCCUACUCCAACAGCACGCAGCAGCUGCAGAUCUGGGACCCCCAGCAGCAGCAGCUGGUACCGGCACACGGGGCGGCGUUACAGGAGGCACAGGCAGCACAGCUACAGAAGGAAGACGACCUUCGGAAACUUUACGGCUUCAUCGUAGACCAACGCGACAGACCCGCGCCCAUUUCUAAGCCUCCGAGAGCCCGUCCCUCGAAGGUCAAAGCCGUUCCGAAGAAGCCAUUUCCAAGAGCCUGCCCCUCCUCGCAGGUCGAGGCCGUUCCGAAGAAGCCAGUCACCGAAAGGACGGGUCAGGCGGUGGCGGUGGCAGAGAUGGAUGCUCAUCAGCAGGCUUCAGCCCACAUGAUGCUGCCCCACUCCCUGAAGCCGGAGGAGGGCCUGGAGGUCUGGAAGAUUUGGGCCCACCGCAAGAACACACACAUGGACAAGGAGCAGGCCGCCAGACUCGCACCUAUUGGACGACGUCAGGCUAUGCGCUUCCGGGAGGACCUGGUGUCGUGUGCGGUGGCGGAGCUCAAUGUGGGGCUGUCGAUGUUGACGCAGGAGGCUCAAGGCCUGGACGGGCAGCGCUUCGAGGCAGACGUGCUCUACUAUAUCUUCUUAUGCAUACAGAAGUAUCUGUUUGAAAAUGGGCGAGUAGACGAUGUGUUUUCGGACCCCUAUUACACAGGCUUUCAUCAGAGGCUACACAGGAUACUGGAACCUUGGAAACCCUCCAUACAUCCCCUGAGCUACAUGGUUCCUAGUCACGUCACAGAGGAGAUGUUAUGGGAAUGCAAACAGCUGGGUGCACACUCACCUGCCACACUACUCACCACACUCAUGUUCUUUAACACCAAGUAUUUCCACCUGAAGACGGUGGAUCAGCACCUGAAGUUGGCCUUCUCUAAGGUUCUCCGGCACACCAAGAAGAACCCCUCCAACCCCAAAGACAAGAGCACCAGCAUACGCUACCUGAGGGGGGCUGGCCCACAGCACCUGGGCCAGAAAGGUAGAGGAAAGAUCUCUGAAAUGACGGAUGAUAUGUAUGCAGAGCAGGCCGAACACCCAGAAAACCCACUGCGCUGUCCAAUCAAGCUCUACGACUUCUACCUCUUUAAGUGUCCUCAGAGUGCGAAGGGCAGAAACGACACCUUCUACCUGACGCCCGAGCCCGUGGUGGCCCCCAACAGCCCCAUCUGGUACUCUGGCCAGCCAAUCCCUCGCCAGCAGGUGGAGUACAUGCUCGCCCGCAUCCUCAUGGUGCGCGAGAUCCAGGAAGCCAUCGCCAUGACCGCCGGCAUCCACUAAUGACACGCCCCCACGAGGAGAGAGAGACGGACACAUCCACCCAUUUCUCUCUCUCUCUCUCUCUCUCUCUCUCUCUCUCUCUCUCUCUCUCUCUCUCUCUCUCUCUCUCUCUCUCUCUCUCUCUCCAUCUCUUGUCUCCUCCUGUGCUUGUUUUCUCUUGUCUCUCCGCCUCUCCACUUCCUGUCUGCAUCAACGCUUGCCUUGUGUAUCAUCGGACACACUCUGCCAAAAGACUCCUACUGUGGAACCGUGGUGGUAGAGUGGCCUUUUCGUCUCCUUUCUAAUCACUUUGUUUCGCAUUUUUUUAAAGAAAAGAAAAAGAAAGAAAAAGAUUGUCUUUUUUUGGUUGUUGUUUUACUUUGGAUUUUUUUUUCUUCAAAGAAAGACUCCUUGUUGGCCUUGUGACCACUGCGCAGACAUUAACUCAUAAACGCCAUGUUGUAAAUGCCCAUGCUUGUUGCACAUGCACUCUUUCACUA